AUGGGGAGCCCGCAGGCCGUUGCAGCGCGUGUGCCCCGAGGGACACGCCUUGCGGCGCGCGGGUACCGGCCGUGCCAACGACGGCCAUCGGGGGCACCUAAGGACCCUGGGCUUGGGCCGCCAGCACGGCCGACAAGAGUCCACACCCCGAGUCGAGCGGUGGACCAGCAAAAGCCGUUCCGCAUACGGCCAGGACGCAUCGCCGGCCCCCAUCCGCUUCCCUCCCGGCAAUUUCAAGCACUCUUUGAAUCUCUUUUCAAAGUCCUUUUCAUCUUUCCCAAACAACCCGACUCAUUGACGGCGCCUCAUGGGGCGACAGGGUCCGGGCUGGACGGGGCUCUCACCCUCCCUGGCGCCCCUUUCCAGGGGACUUGGGCCCGGUAUGUCGCUGAGGACGCCUCUCCAGACAACAAUUCGGAUGGCAUAGCCGCCCGGUUCUCUCUUUCCGGGCUGCUCCCGGUUCGCUUGCCGUUACUAGGGGAAUCCUUGUAA
Molecule: messenger RNA, 492 nt
Organism: Brachypodium distachyon (stiff brome)
Lineage: Eukaryota; Viridiplantae; Streptophyta; Magnoliopsida; Poales; Poaceae
Exons: 1
Coding region: 1-492 (163 amino acids)
Source: RefSeq, a predicted model, not a curated record